UGGCGAGCAAAGACACCAGUGAGUGAAAGCCUGCCAGGACUACCACAUUGAAGGGCUCUCACCACAAGCAAGUCACGACAGCAUCUCGGGACGAUCACUCUCCCGUACCAUAAACUUGACUGUUGACACUAUUGCGUGGAAUUAUAAACGAAGACUGAUUAUCGCCUAAUUCGCGCCUAAUCGACGAUUCGAAAAAGCAAACAAACCAGAGGGACGUAUACCGUGGAAUGGUUUUUUUAAGUGGACCUUGUUUAUUAUAUUCUCACCUAGGGCACUUCACCACGGCUUGAAUCAUCGUCCGCUGUUUGUUUGACAGAUUUUGCGUCCGAUGUCCACUUGUUACCAUCGGUUAGUGACCCGCGGACAGAUAAUUUCUCACCACGGAUCGCCAUACACGCCAAGCUGCCAUUGAGAUGGCUCGUGCAGAGACACUGGAGAGUGCAGGAGCAGGAGGAGGUGGAGGAGGAGGAGGAGGAGGAGGAGGAGGAGGAGGAAGAGGAGGUGCAGAGGGAGAGAGAGGAGGCUCUCUGGUCCGGCCCAGCAGCUGUCGCAUGGAGCGGCCCAUUCCGGGCCUGGAGACAUGGUCCAGCCUGCUCUCAACCACCCCUACCACCACCUCCACCAGCUACGACCUCCACCAGAGCCUGAACCUCCCCCGGGCCCUCCCCCGGGCCCUCCCCCGGGCCACGGCCCUUCUCCUUCAAGGCCCGCCGCGGCCUCGGCCCCCCCAGGCCCCCAGCUCCACGAAGGAGGAGGAGGAGGAGGAGGAGGAGGAGGAAGAGGAGGAGACACCCAGGGCUGAGGACAGGUUCUGCUCUGGGGAACCACCAGCAGAGAUGAUGGGCUCUGUCAGAGAGGAGCGACAGGAGGCCUCCAGAGAGCAGGGCCCUCUGGCUGACCUGCAGGCCCAGGAUGAGCAGCCUUGCUGGGGCUCGGCCCGCCGCAGGGAGGCCGCGGUGGAGGCGGAGGAUAUUAGGCGUGUAGCUCAACGGCUGACGUUCAUCGGAGACCAGAUCAACACCACCGUUCUCUUUGUAGCGUGAGUACGGACGGCUAACACUGCACUCCUCAUUGCCCUUUAAACAGAGUUAGUUUUAUCGGUGAAACAACAAGUUGGUUGAACGUCUGGUCGUGUUUCGUAAUGUGAGUGUUAUCGCUGUGUGGCCGUGGGUGUGGUUGUGGUUGUGAGCCAUGAAAAUAUGCAAAUCAGGGAUAGAUAUGAAACCUCAUUCAAUGUUCUUUUUACUUCUCUUCUUAUAUGUUCUGUCUCUGUCUCUCUAGCUCUCUCGCGCUCUCUCUGAUUCUCUCUUGUCUCACUCCCACUCUCUCUCUCUCUCUCUCUCUCUCUCUCUCUCUCUCUCUCUCUCUCUCUCUCUCUCUCUCUCUCGCUCUCUCUCUCUCUCUCCCUCCCUCUCUCUCUCUCUCUCUCUCUCUCUCUCUCCUCUCUCCUCUCUCUCUAUCUCUCUCUCUCUCUCUCGCUCUCUCUCUCUCUCUCUCUCUCUCUCUCUCUCUCUCUUGCUCGCCCCCGUUCUCCAGAAGUUAUAGCCCCCCUCCCCUCCCCUCCAUCCUCCAUCCAGCCCCCCCCGCCUAGAUCCUCCCUGCCUCCCCCCUCCCUCACCCAUCCUCUCACAUAAAGGUGACAUCAUCUAGCCUUGGCUCUACCCACACACCCAGACACACGCACAACCACACACACACACACACACGCCCGCACGCACGCACGCACACACACACACACACACACACACACAGAGACAGACACACACACACACACACACAAAAACAAGCACACACACACACACCCACAGACAGACAGACAGACAGACAGACAGACAGACAGACAGACAGACAGACAGACAGACACACACACA
Molecule: messenger RNA, 1871 nt
Organism: Gadus macrocephalus (Pacific cod)
Lineage: Eukaryota; Metazoa; Chordata; Actinopteri; Gadiformes; Gadidae
Product: facilitated trehalose transporter Tret1-like
Exons: 3
Coding region: 414-1043 (209 amino acids)
Source: RefSeq, a predicted model, not a curated record